This is a messenger RNA of Rotaria sp. Silwood2, 2624 nucleotides long. The record is from the annotation of a GenBank genome assembly. NCBI's taxonomy places the organism in Eukaryota, Metazoa, Rotifera, Eurotatoria, Philodinida, Philodinidae.
UGCUGGGAACUGAAAGGAAUUCCUUCCAAUUCAGGAAUUCGUGGAACUCGAUUGAUAUCGAAUAGGUCUCUUUUGCUGAAUGAUGACGGAGUUCCCGGAAUUGGGUGAAACUGAUUCCGCAAUGUUCAACAUCGCGGAAUAGGAUGCCUGCUCUUUAGUAUGAGCUUUUCCUCUUGAAAAAACGCUAGUUCGUAUCAAAUAUGGUUAUAAAAGAUAUAAAUUAUACUUUUUUCAUUACUGAAAACUGAAUUUUAUAUUGAAUUUCAGAACGAUCAAAAGAGUCAAACUCAUCUGAUUCAUUGAAACAUCUCAAUUGCCAAGACCAAGAGCAUUCACGAUGUGAUUCGUUGAUUGAAAAGAAUAAGACUACGGAUGGAACACCUGCAAUUCUUGACAAAUCGCUUGUUAAUCGUGACGAUUCAUCACGCGACUUUCAAACGAGUACCACAUCAGUUAAUAUGCCCGGUCGCUUAUCUUUAACAGGAUCCAUUUUGAGCAGGUCAGUUUCACAAGUCAUAUCAUAAGCUCAUAGGUUUGAUUCAUUCCAUAGACAAUCUUCAUUACCAUUGUCUCAGUUCAAAACUGGCAAACAACUGGAUGAGUCGCCUGUUGAAUGUUCGCCGAUGCCUUCAUCAAAACACGAUCAACAAACAUUGCAUUCAUGUCCACCUGAUGAAAAUAAUCCUAGACUGUUCAAUUCCGAUCAUUUAUCUGAAGCAUCAUCAAAUUUAAGACAUUCAAUUGCAACUAGCAAUCCAACAUUAGGAAAAACGGUAAGAUCCAUUGGUUCAUCAAAUUCAUCAUCAACACUUUUGGGUUAUGGUCGUUCAGCAAACAACAGAACAGAUGCAGGUGCCGGGAAAUAUCAAGGAGGCGAUGAAAUGACUGAAAGCAAAGCUGCUACAGCCGAAACAACUCAGGCUGACGAUUCAAUUCUUGGAUAUCGAACAUCCAGUGAAAGGAAUGAUUUAGGAAGUCACUCAUUACAAUUGAUGUCAAAACCUGCAUUGCUUACUUCGAAAUCAUAUGAUGCAACCACCCGUCAUGGACUAAUUCCACCAAAUACACCACCAUCUACUCCAGAGAAAUCACCAAAAGUUAAACCACGAUUGCACGCCGUUGCAUCGGAUUUAUCCACAUCUAAAGAAAAUAAUGAUUCGCAUCGGUCCUCCAUUUCUUCUCAUCCAAGUUCUAUGGAACAACAGGAAAAUAAGACGGAGACAACUAUUAUCUCAUCUCAUAUUCCUCAACGAUCUUCAUAUGAUCAACAAACAUUGGAAUCAUCUUCAUCUAAUCAAGAUUAUCAUCGAUCACAGGAAGCCGUCAUACGGCAAAAACAGUCGACUAUCUAUGAAGAUCAACCACAUAAAAAAGCAAAAACAUCCAAUUUAUCCUCAAGAUCAGUGAUAAAAUCUUCAAAUCGAGAUGAUCCAAUUGUUGCAUACAUACCUUCUUUACCGUCUAGCGACUUCAAUAAUAAAGAACUUGAAUUAAUGAUUAGUAAUUGUUUGAAACUCACACACCAGCUACAAUUAAUCGAUAUAAAAUGCAGUUUACAAUUAGAUGCCGGUAUUUUAUAUCUACGAAACAAGAAAGAUAAAAAUCAUUUACUUAGCACCAUCAAAAGCAUUAAAAUCAACUCAAAAUCAAAUGAAAUAGUGUCCUUUGUAGAUGAGCUGGAGUUAGUCUCCUACGUGAUUAUCGAGCCGCAAGAGACGAAAGAUCUUCUACUUGCCGAUGAUAUAUCUCAACAAUGGAUAAAAGUCUACAAUGGUAACUACCCAUUGAGGUGUGAAAAUUUAUGCGAUGAAUUUCGGAAUAUAUUUCGAGUAGUUACAAAUACAUUAGAUGAACUUAUGAAUACUUCAUUAAUAACUGAAUUCUUCAUCGAAAAACAAAAGGCCAUUGUUUACUUUCGAGCUGAUUAUUGUUUUUUCGAAAAUUUACCGCGAACAUUUAGUGAAGAUAAUUUGAAAUAUGCUAUUGGUAAACAAAUUUCUGAGAGGAAUAUAUCCAAAAAGUCCAUUUACAUUCAAUAUAACAAAACAGAAGCCAACGCUGUUGUGUUAACAUGUGAUAAAGCUCGAAGAUGGGCAUUAUUUCGUUCAAUCAAUUUAGAUGGAAAAUUUAUUCUGAAGCAAGACAAAAUCAUUUAUCGUCUUCUAGUGCUAUCUGUACCUAGCAAAAUUUCGCUUUCACGUAUCAGAGAUUUCGAGAUGUUUGCUGGUACCGUUAUACAGGCGAUACAGUGUGACAACGACGUCAUUCUGGAACUAUCGAGCAAGAGCGUCUAUGAAAAUUGUGUCAGAAAAGGUUAUUUAUAUACCGAUGGUUAUAAUAUGAAUAUCGAAUCCUAUUCAUUGGCGGAUAAAUACGAGAAUUUGGAAAUCGAUGCUCGCAACUGGUAUGAAACAGAGAUGUGUGCUUAUAAAUCUGAUAUUGCGCAGUUUAUUGAUCAACCUGAACAUCCAAUAUUUCAAUUCAAAUGGAAUCCAAAAAUAUUUUUAGAGCAAUUCGAUCGUUGGACUUUGAAGGAUAGUACUGGCGCCGUCCAUGAACGAGAUCAUCGUGAAUCAAUAAGUAAUCGACAGCGUCAUUUAUUACGAAUGACAUUAAAAAAGUAA